This is a messenger RNA of Perognathus longimembris pacificus (Pacific pocket mouse), 1905 nucleotides long. It is a transcript of the gene Tmem151b, whose product is annotated as transmembrane protein 151B. NCBI's taxonomy places the organism in Eukaryota, Metazoa, Chordata, Mammalia, Rodentia, Heteromyidae. The record is from RefSeq and is a predicted model, not a curated record. The coding region runs from base 167 to 1903 and encodes 578 amino acids. The transcript is spliced from 3 exons.
CCGGCCCCGGCCGCCCCCCCCGGCCCCCCGCCCCGGCCCCCUCCCCCGGCGGGGGUGGGCAGCGCGAGGGCCCCGCCCCCGCCCCCUCCCCCGGGCCCGCGCAGGAUGCCCCCGGCCCCCGGCCGCCCUCCGGGAGGUCCAGAGCUCCGCGCGCCCCCUCUUCGCCAUGUCCCCCCCGGGCUCGGCCGCGGGAGAGAGCGCCGGCGGCGGCGGCGGCGGCGGCGGCCCCGGGGCCCCGGAGGAGCCCACGGCAGCGGCGGCGGACGAGGGCCCGGCGCGCGAGGAGCAGCGCCCCAUCCAGCCCUCUUUCACCAAGUCUCUCUGCCGUGAGUCCCACUGGAAGUGCCUCCUGCUUUCGCUGCUCAUGUACGGCUGCCUGGGGGCAGUGGCCUGGUGCCACGUCACCACGGUGACCCGCCUCACCUUCAGCAGCGCCUACCAGGGCAACAGCCUCAUGUACCACGACAGCCCCUGCUCCAACGGCUACGUCUACAUCCCCCUGGCCUUCCUGCUCAUGCUGUACGCCGUCUACCUGGUGGAGUGCUGGCACUGCCAAGCCCGCCAUGAGCUGCAGCACCGCGUGGACGUGAGCAGCGUGCGGGAGCGCGUGGGCCGCAUGCAGCAGGCCACGCCCUGCAUCUGGUGGAAGGCCAUCAGCUACCAUUACGUCCGACGCACCCGACAGGUCACCCGGUACCGCAACGGAGAUGCCUACACGACCACCCAGGUCUAUCACGAGCGCGUCAACACGCACGUGGCCGAGGCCGAGUUCGACUACGCGCGCUGCGGCGUCCGGGACGUGUCCAAGGCGCUGGUGGGGCUGGAGGGGGCGCCGGCCACGCGGCUGCGCUUCACCAAGUGCUUCAGCUUCGCCAGCGUGGAGGCGGAGAACGCCUACCUGUGCCAGCGCGCGCGCUUCUUCGCCGAGAACGAGGGCCUGGACGACUACAUGGAGGCGCGCGAGGGCAUGCACCUGAAGAACGUGGACUUCCGCGAGUUCAUGGUGGCCUUCCCGGACCCGGCGCGGCCGCCCUGGUACGCCUGCUCCUCGGCCUUCUGGGCGGCGGCGCUGCUGACGCUGUCGUGGCCGCUGCGCGUGCUGGCCGAGUACCGCACGGCCUACGCGCACUACCACGUGGAGAAGCUGUUCGGCCUGGAGGGCCCGGGCUCGGCGGCCAGCAGCGCGGGGGGCGGCGCGAGCCCCGGCGACGAGCCGCCGCCGCUCCCGCACCGCCUGCCGCGCGUCAACACGGUGGACAGCACGGAGCUCGAGUGGCACAUCCGCUCCAACCAGCAGCUGGUGCCCAGCUACUCGGAGGCGGUGCUCAUGGACCUGGCGGCGCUGGGCGCGCGCUGCGCGGGGGGCGGCGGCGGGGCGGGCGGCGGGGCGGGCGGCGGCGCGGGCUACGCGCCCUCGUGCCGCUACGGCGGGGUGGGCGGCCCGGGCGCGGCGGGCGUGGCCCCGUUCCGGCGCAGCUGCGAGCACUGCCAGCGCGCGGCCAGCAGCUCCUCCAUCUUCUCGCGCAGCGCGCUGAGCAUCUGCGCCAGCCCGCGGCCCGGCCCGGGGACGGGGGGCGGUGCGGGGGGCGGCGGCGCCGGGGGCUGCGCGGGCAGCCGCUUCUCGCUCGGCCGGCUCUACGGCUCCCGGCGCAGCUGCCUGUGGCGCAGCCGGAGCGGGAGCGUCAACGAGGCCAGCUGCCCCACCGAGCAGACGCGGCUCUCCAGCCAGGCCAGCAUGGGCGACGACGACGACGACGACGACGACGACGACGCCGGGCCGCCGCCGCCCUACCACGACGCCCUCUACUUCCCGGUCCUCAUCGUCCACCGGCAGGAGGGCUGCCUGGGCCACAGCCACCGGCCCCUGCACCGCCACGGCUCCUGCGUGGAGACCUCACUGUGACG